AUGUCGUUCGAUUGGAAAAAGCUGGUACCACCGCGGAAACUGACGCUGAACGAGAAGGAGGCGCAAGCAUGGAUUAAGAGGAUCCAGAGCGUGUGGGAAUUCGCUAGAGAAAAUAUGAAGAUCGCACAAGACCGCCAAGCACUUCAAGCGAACAAGAAACGUCGGCCGCCCAAUUUUACAGUCAAUGAUUUGGUGGUUGUCCAGAAAGUGGGCAACUCCUUUGAACUUGACCUACCGGAGGACAUCAAUGUGCACCGCAUAUUCUCACUGGACAAGCUGCGCCUAGCAAGCUCCUCGGAACUGUUGGCGGGACAGCUCGAGGACCCGUCCCCGGAAUCACAGGUUAACGGAAAUUCGGAAUGGGUCGUUGAGUUGGCUUGGGCACGAUCCGGAUCCCAAGUGGUAUCUGGCGGGAUAUUUGAAGAACGCACCGCUCGUCUUGAAGGCUUUCCACGAUCGAUAUCUGGCAAGCCAGGACCGCCGGUUCGUCUGAAGACUUGGCUGGAGGCUGCCGAAGAGGAUAAGUUCGUUGACGACCAUCCUGAUGACGAUAUUCCUGUCACGAACGCUUGAGGGCAAGCGUUUUCGAAGGGGGGAGUAGUAUGACGGCUGGGCAUGGCUUUGCGUUCCCGUCUCAGUUCACGGAUAGGGCUAGGAGCCGUGUAACCCUAUUCGCGCCGUAUUGGGAAGUGAUAUCAACAUCAGACGUCGGAGCUGGAUAGGGAAAGGCGCCUUGCACAGAGAUUUACAUGAGAAGCGAGAACCAGAGCUUUUACUUCG
Talaromyces stipitatus ATCC 10500 is the source of this 780-nucleotide messenger RNA. RefSeq lists its product as uncharacterized. The record is from RefSeq and is a predicted model, not a curated record. The coding region runs from base 1 to 573 and encodes 190 amino acids. The transcript has 3 exons. Lineage: Eukaryota; Fungi; Ascomycota; Eurotiomycetes; Eurotiales; Trichocomaceae.